AUGUAUCAUUUGGAACGUAUUGAUCGCGAAGCUAAUUCAAAUUCUGUUAUGAAUCAACCUGAGAGUAACGGUGGUAAUAAAGUACGCCCUGGUUUUCGUUAUUGGCGCAGAUUCAAGCGAUGGAUAAAAGUCAAAAAAAUCGAACCUGAGAACUGGAACAACGUCAUGGAUCCCAACGCUCCCGUCCUUUUCAUUCUCCUUGAAACUAUUUUUUAUUUUUCGUAUGUAAUCAAAGGUAACCGAGAAUUAAUGAAUAUUUGA
Messenger RNA from Adineta ricciae, 261 nucleotides. The record is from the annotation of a GenBank genome assembly. NCBI's taxonomy places the organism in Eukaryota, Metazoa, Rotifera, Eurotatoria, Adinetida, Adinetidae.